This is a messenger RNA of Oncorhynchus masou masou (cherry salmon), 6983 nucleotides long. RefSeq names its product carboxypeptidase D-like. The coding region runs from base 70 to 4296 and encodes 1408 amino acids. The transcript is spliced from 21 exons. Gene Ontology annotation, biological process: peptide metabolic process; protein processing. NCBI's taxonomy places the organism in Eukaryota, Metazoa, Chordata, Actinopteri, Salmoniformes, Salmonidae. Gene Ontology annotation, molecular function: metallocarboxypeptidase activity; zinc ion binding. The record is from RefSeq and is a predicted model, not a curated record.
CCAAAGCACCGCCCCUUUGAAAGCUUAACGGGAUGUUGGAUGCAUCCAGUCUGGGUUAGCUAGCUAGCAAUGUUCACCUUUUCAUUUCACAAGAGUGGAUGUUCAAGAGGUAAGGGAGUCGGAAACAUGGCAACAUAUUUGCGGGAGCAUCGACAUACAGCGCCGAAACUGUGUGUCUCACUUUUCGUCUUCCUCCUUUUUGUUGUUGUCCCCAUCACGGCUCUGAGCGUCGGCGAGGCGAGGCUUGUCAGAAGCAACACCGCAGCGAAAGAGGUAGAAGACCAUACAAAAUACUACAAUUAUGUGCAAAUGACCCGGCUACUGAAGUUCAUGGCCUUGAAAUACUCUCACAUCGCCAACCUGUCCAGUAUAGGCCAGUCCGUGCAGGGCAGGGAGUUGUGGGUUAUGCGAAUCACAAAGGACCCCAACGCUGACGUACCUGGAAAACCCAAAUGUAAAUACGUGGGGAACAUGCACGGGGACGAAACUAUCUCGAGGCAAGUAUUGGUUUACCUUGUGGACUACCUAUUGACGAGGUAUGGAGAAGACCCGCGUAUCACGGAGUUGGUGACGAGCACGGAUAUUUACAUUAUGCCCAGUAUGAACCCAGACGGGUUCGAAAGGUCGAGAGAGGGUGACUGCAGUGGCGACGCAGGGGGUCGUUCCAACGCCAGGAACGUGGACCUCAACCGAAGUUUUCCUGACCAGUUUGGCAAAAUCAACGUACAGCAAGAGGAUAUUCCCGAGGUUACAGCUGUCAUUAAAUGGAUACUGGAGAAAAAGUUUGUCCUGUCAGGGAACCUGCAUGGUGGCACUGUGGUGGCCAGCUACCCGUUUGAUGACUCGGCCUCCCACAUAAUGCAGGGUUACUACAGCCGCUCUGUGGACGACAACCUGUUUAAACAUCUGGCACUGACCUACGCCAAGAACCACCCCGUCAUGAGGACCGGGGAGCCCAAGUGCCCAGAUACCCCUGACGAGACUUUCGAGGAUGGCAUCGUCAACGGGGCAAAGUGGUACGAUGUACCCGGAGGCAUGCAGGACUAUAACUACCUGAAUGGGAACUGCCUGGAGAUCACCAUGGAACUGAGCUGCUGUAAAUUUCCCCCGGCCUCCGAGUUAAAGAAAGAGUGGGACUACAACAGGGAGUCACUUAUUGCCUACCUGGAGCAGGUUCACAUUGGAGUAAGAGGCUAUGUGAAGGAAGCUACCAAUGGGACAGCUCUGUCUGAUGUCAGGAUCAUGGUGGCAGGCAUCAACCAUAACCUGACCACGGCCCAGUUUGGUGACUACUACCGUCUGCUGCUCCCUGGGACAUACAAUGUCUCAGCUAUAGCUACGGGGUACAUGUCCAUGACAGUAGUUGGGGUUCAAGUGGUGGAGGGCAAGGCCACCGAGCUCAAUUUCACCCUGGCACCCCUGGGAAAUGGACCCACAGGCGGCAUAACCGUACCCUUUACCCCCACCACCACCGGCCCUACCACAACCUCUGACCCUGACUCCACCAGCAUCGAGACCUCCAGCACCACCUCUGAGAUGGUGACCUCUGGGGCCAACGAGAGCUCCACUCCCCAGGAGGCUCGGCCCCCAGCCCAGCCUGAGCACCAGCCCAUCCAGCCACAGGACUUCCGCCAUCACCAUUACAAUGACAUGGAGCUGUUCCUACGCAGGUACAGCAAUGGGUUCCGUUCCAUCGCUCAUCUCUACUCCAUUGGGAAGUCAGCAGAGGACCGUGAGCUCUACGUCAUGGUGAUAUCAGACAACCCCACUGUCCAUGAGCCAGGUGAACCAGAGUUCAAGUACAUAGCUAACAUGCACGGAAAUGAGGUGGUGGGACGCGAGCUACUCCUCAACCUUAUUGAGUACCUGUGCCAUAACUAUGGCAGCGACCCUGAGGUCACCCAGUUGGUCAACACGACUCGGAUACACAUUAUGCCUUCCAUGAACCCAGAUGGUUAUGAGAUCGCCAGGGAGGGUGAUGUCAGAGGGUACACGGGACGCAACAACAGUAACAACUUUGACCUGAACCGUAACUUUCCUGACCAAUUCACUACCAUCACUGAACCCAGGCAGCCAGAGACCAUCGCUGUGAUGAACUGGCUCAAGAGUAAUCCCUUUGUGCUCUCAGCCAACCUACAUGGAGGGUCAUUGGUGGUCAACUACCCAUAUGAUGAUGACAAGCAGGGACGUACGGAGUACAGCAAGUGUCCUGAUGACAAGGUCUUUAAACAAGUGGCCAGAGCCUACUCUCAGGAAAACGCUCUCAUGCACAAAGGACACCCUUGUGAGGACCUUUACCGAUCAGAGUUCUUUGAGGACGGCAUCACCAACGGCGCCAACUGGUACAAUGUUCCCGGUGGGAUGCAGGACUGGAACUACCUGAACACUAACUGUUUUGAGGUGACCAUAGAGUUGGGCUGUGUGAAGUACCCUAAGGCCCAGCACCUGCCUUUGUACUGGGACCAGAACCACAGAGCCUUACUGCAGUACAUCCACCAGGUCCACAGAGGCGUGAAGGGCAUGGUGAUAGACAUUAAAGAUGGUACAGGCAUCCCUAAUGCCACCAUCACGGUGGAGGAGAUCGAUCAUCAAAUCACAACCCACCUAGCUGGAGACUACUGGAGACUUCUGGUCCCUGGAACGUACCACCUCACCGCCUCCGCACAGGGGUAUAACUCAGUAAAGAUCUAUGCCACAGUGCCAGAGGAGGGGGUGGAGCUGGUAGACUUCCGGCUGACCAGGAUGCGUUCUGAUCCCAACGGCCAGGCCCCAAUGGACCCCAGGGCCACCCAGGACCCUGCAGAGGAGGUGUUCCAGAGCUUCAUUAAGGACCUGUCUCUGGGCCAGGGGCUGGAGCAGCUGGUUCAGAGUACCGUCACAGAGAGCAGCUUCAGAUACAGACGCUACAAAGAGCUGUCAGAGUUCCUGAGGGGUUUGACGUUCAACUUCCCCAAGAUCACCUCCCUGCAUAGUUUGGGCCAGAGUGUGGAGUACAGGACCAUCUGGGCCUUGGAGAUCUCCAACAAACCAGAUGAGCCUGAAACGGCCGAGCCCAAGAUCCGCUUGGUGGGAGGUAUCCAUGGCAACGCCCCCGUGGGCACUGAGCUGCUGCUGGAGUUCGCUGCCUUCCUCUGCAUCAACUACGGCAAGAACCCCACCAUCACCAGGCUGAUAAACGAGACGCGGAUCGUUAUCCUUCCCUCCAUCAACCCAGAUGGACGAGAGCUGGCCAGAGAGAAACAGUGCACCUCUACUGUGGGCAUGACCAACAUACACGGGAAAGAUCUGGACACUGACUUCUUCGGUAAUGCCUCCCAGCGCGUGGUGGAGGCUCAGCCAGAGACCAGGGCAGUGAUGGACCUGAUCUUAGAGAGGGGUUUCACACUCUCUGUAGCCCUGGAUGGAGGCUCCCUGUUGGCCACUUACCCCUACGACAAGCCUGUACAGCCAGUUGAAAAUGAGGAAACUCUGAAGUACCUGGCCAAUGUUUACGCCAGAAACCAUCCCAAGAUGCACCUGGGGGAUACAGGAUGUUCAAGCAAUGACCAAACCUCCUCUUCUCAUCCUCUCUACUCAGUGGGUAACAUCCCAGAUGGAGUACUCAGGGCAGCAGAGAGACAAAGUCACAUGGGCAGCAUGAAGGACUUCAGUGUGGACUUUGGCCACUGUCCAGAGAUCACGGUGUAUACAGGCUGCUGUCUGUUCCCCCCGGCCGUGCAGCUGGCCACGCUGUGGGAUGAGAACAGGAAGGCACUGCUUAGCAUGCUGGUGGAGGUCCAUAAAGGUGUGCGUGGCGUGGUAAAGGAUAAGAGUGGGAAGCCCAUCGUGGGGGCCAUGAUCGUGUUGAAUGGGGGUGUGAGGGUGUUCACUGCAGAGGGAGGCUACUUCCAUGCUCUUCUGGCACCAGGAAACCACAACAUAGAGGCUGUGGCUGAUGGCUACCAGCAACAACGGCAGGAGGUGGUUGUGUCGUCAUAUGAAGCUGCCAGCUCCAUCAUCAUUGAGUUUGACAUGGACAACCGCAUUUUUGGCCUGCCCCGGGAGUUUGUUGUGGCUACUGCAGCGGCCUCCAUGACGGCCCUGGUGGUGACAGCCUGUAUCAUCUGGUGCGUGUGUUCUGCUAAGUCCAACCAGCAGAAGGAUGGUUUCCACCGGCUGCGGCAGCACCGUGACGAUUACGAGGAUGAGAUACGCCUCACGUCCCUGGGCUCCAAGAAAUCCCUGCUCUCCAAUGAAUUCCAGGAUGAGAGUGAGAGUGAUGAAGAUGCACUCUACGCCAACGCCGACAAACUCUGAGAUCCCACAUACAUACACGGCCAACCUGGUUCGUAUUCGUUAGGCAGCAAACAGACGGAAGCAGGGAAGGGACAACAAGAAACGCUUGUUUUUGCUAUCUGUUUUUCAAAACCAUUUUGCUACGGUGUGCCCUAAUGAAUACGAUCCUGUUAGUACUGGGCUAUUCCACAUUAAGAGUGAUGAUGAGUCUCAGAUUUUUCACUUUAAAACAAAAACCAAUGAUUGCGAAGUUGGACACCAUAAAACUCUUAUGCACUACUUUUAACAAUUUCCAUAGAACAUUUUACAAAAACACAUUUACUUGAAGAACAAUGCUGAUGCAAAGUUUAGUAACAGAAUGAUGGUUUGUGCAGUUGGUGCCGUCAUUCUGUUACCAAAAUUUGCAUCUGCACUGUUCUUCAUGUCAAUGUGUUUUUGUAAAAUGUUCAGUGGAAAUUGUAAUAGUUAGAGUGGAUAGAGUUGUAAGGUUUUUGUUUGACAUACAUUUUAAACAUGAGAAAUCUUUAGUCUCAGCAUCACUCUGUUACUGUUGAAUUGCUCUACUGCCCAUCCCUGUGACUGAGUUGGCUGGUAUUGUGCUCUGUGGCUCUGCUUUACUGGAGGGAAAGGGAGGAAGAGGUGGAGCAGGGAGGGCUUGGUCUUGUCCUUUCCUAUAAGAUUCCCCAGGUCCUAUUUGCCUGUCCUCCUCUAGCCCACCAGAGAGAGGUGUUUCAGAGUCUACAACUGUCCUCUAUGACUGGUGUCCAAGAUGACUCGUCCAAAUCAGCACUUGCUUGGCUCUGUUCAUGGAUGCACAUUAAAGGCUGAGUGGAGCUGGGAAACCUUUUUUUUCUUUCAUGCACGCAACACACACAUGCACACUUUUGCAGCUAACCUCUCAUCAACCUGUCCAUAUGUAUUUGAUACUUAUACUUUGAACUAGUAUCAAUGAAUACACUAACUACAGUAAUUUGAAAUUAUUCAAGAAAUGCCAGUUUCUCAUGGUUCUUGUCAAUGUUGUCCCAGUCCAGUUAGCCAGUCUUUCAGAGGGAGCAUCAAACACAGUGCCUUGGAUGCUGUAGAGUUAGACACCCCACUCUCUUGUAGGGCUAUAGUACAGAAGUGUGGUGGUGUGGGUACUAGAAGCAUAGUAAAUAUACGAGAAUCUCUCCAGAUUAUGGCCUAGUACAGAUUGUAAUCUGUGAUCCAUCAGAUACUCGGGUGGUAUGGAAGACCUAAUAGUCAUCCAGGAUUCUUGAGUAUUUUAAAUGAUGCACUCAGAGCAGAAGCCUUGCAAUGGGCUUAGGUUCACAGGCUGCAUGUGUUUUCACUUCUAUUGCCCUCUGCUUAUUCAUGUGCCCUCUUGGACAUACAGCACAAGGCCCUCUAUGCAUUGUACUACAAGCACUGUAUGUUAAAUACAAAUACAUGAUUCCCCAUUUAAUUGUUCAGGGAAAGCACUUUGAAAUAGAUGCAAAUACUGUAGAUUACAAAUGGAUGGUUUUCUUUAAAAAAAAAAGUUUUUUAAAGAACAUGUAUGCUUUUUUUCUUUCUACGCACAGACCAGCUUGUUUAAAAUGUUGCGUAUCUUAAAAUGACCUUUUAAGAUGGCAAAUUACUUACCCAUGCUUUAAUUAUCAGCAGCAACAUAGAUGUAUAUUUAGUUGUAGUUUACUUUUAUUUCUCUUUUUGCUGUUAAUUUUUUUCAUGCAUGCAUUCAUUCAUGAUUUAUUUGUACAUCUGAUAUAUAACAAUUCUAUCAAAUCCUUAUGGUAGAUGGCAGCCCUACAUUACUGAAAAGGUGCAACAUGUCUGCUCUAGAAUCAUCCAGCAGUGGCGGGAGUGUUUAGAGAGGAGGGCAUCUUCCUCUACAACAGUGGUCACCAACCCUGGGCAUGAGGAGUAUGAGGUGUGCAGACUUGUUCCAGGCCAACACUGACCCUCCCAAUUCUACUCUCAUCAAUGUCUUAUUGAGUAACUGGUUAGUUGAAUCAGGUGUGUUAGUGCUGGGCUGGAACAAAACCCUGUACACCAUGUAGCUAUUCAGGACCAGGGUGGAGGACCACUAGUCUACAGGAGUUACUGACUCCUAGCUUACUUCUCUGUUGCACAAAAUCAAUAUUGUAGCGAAGCCAGCUAAUCUUAGGGGAGAGGGAGAAAUUAAGUUAUUUUUGUUUUACUUUCUGUGUGUGAGAGAAAGAUGGAGAGCGUGUGUUUUCUGAAUGGAUGUUGGUGUUUUGAUAUAAAUGGUUAUUUUUGUUUCUUUUUAUAUGAAACUGAAUUGAUUGUAGAUAAUGAACUGUUGCCAAGUGUAUUUGAGUGAGAAAAAUAAGUGCAAUUCAAGUUAACCCUGACAAUACAACACACAAUUCAUAACAAACCAACCUGUUACUUUGUAUGUGGUGAUUAUUUUUAUUUUAACCUUUUAUUUUACUCGGCAAGUCAGUUAAGAACAAAUUCUUAUUUACAAUGGUGGCCAACCCCGGCCAAACAAUAACCUGGACAACGCUGGGCCAAUUGUGCGCUACCCUCUGGGACUCUCAGUCAUGGCCUGUUGUGAUACAGCCUGGAAUCGAACCAGGGUCUGUAGUGAAGCCCUGAGUUGCAUUGCCUUAAACUGCUGCGCCACUCGGGAGCCCCAUAUGACAGACCAUGCUGACAUGAACAUUCUUCAAGACACAUUGAUGAAAUAAAUAAUUUUCUUUCAA